Molecule: messenger RNA, 411 nt
Organism: Cantharellus anzutake
Lineage: Eukaryota; Fungi; Basidiomycota; Agaricomycetes; Cantharellales; Hydnaceae
Exons: 2
Coding region: 1-411 (136 amino acids)
Source: RefSeq, a predicted model, not a curated record
AUGCUGGAGCUGAGUCUCCUAGUCCGAUUUCUCAUACCAUUCCAUCUACUACUAGCUCAUGAUCCUCCUCUGAAAGACGUUCACAAACAUGUUCACGUUCUUUACGUUCGUUCUGACUUCGACCGUGUUGUUGCCAGUAGCACACACGAGUCGGCCGUUGUUGUCGAGGCUGUUGAUGAAGAUGGGCUGGUUCGUCAUGAACCCAUCCCUCUCAUUGACCUUAACCUCCCUAUUCCACCUAUUCCUAUUCUCAUUGGUGACAAUGAUGAAGUUGAGCAAGUUCCUGUUCUGGUACUUGCCCAGUUAGCACAAGCAAUCACCUAUCUUGCUUGCUCCACCGCUCGUCCCACUCUGGUCCCUGUUCCAGUUCCUGCUCCCAUGCAACCUCCCACUCCAUCCACCUCCCUUUGA